AUGCAUGCGAUAAACAAGCCGAAAUUGCCGCGGAAGACGCCCGAUACCAUCAAUGUCGUGAUCAGCGUAACCAACGACACGCUACCUUAUUGGUGCGAAGACAUCAGAGACGGCGAGUGGGGGGAAGACGUGACGAUCUCUGUGUACAUAAAGACGCCUGGCCUGAGGCCCGACGAGGAGCGGGUAUUGGCUAGCAAUGAUCGUUUCGAGAUGAUCGCAAUUCCUAACUUCGGGCGAAACGAGCACAGCUACGUGUGGCACCUUGCGCGCAAGGCUUCGUCGUUCGCAGGCGUUGAGAUCUUCACCAAGACCAAUGCCAUGAAUUGUGACGCCCAGUCACGCAAUAGGCAUGGCCGCUGCGACCUUGGAAGAAUGGUGAAAUACAUGGUGGACGUGGCGCGGAAUGGCAGUUAUGAGUCGGUGUCCUACCCGUGGGAUUUAGACCGUCGGUAUUUAGUCGUUCGGUGCGACCCAGUGUGGAACGACCAUCCUCUCUACCAUGACCUCUGCGAGGUAGCUCAGCCGGGUAAGAAGCCAAGCUAUUUGAUGCAGAUCAGGACCAGGAAUUACAAGUACGGCCGCGUUCCUUUAUUUAUUAUAAAUGAUCCAAAGGUUACCACGAGCAGUGGCCCAGCUGACCUUCGUUUUGCAUUGAGCCAAGUGCCGCAGCCGCUCCCUCUUAUCCAUGAGACAUAUGGUGAAGGCAUGUUCGCGGUGCGGCGGGACGUGUUGAACCAGUAUUCUGCGAGCUGGUACCACGAGUGGAAAAGCAUCACGUAUGCGCAAUUCCAAACGGCCAGGGACGAUGCCGAAGCCGCGAUGUUCAGCACAGCGUAUGACGGCCUCCAUCACGACGUCGUCAUGAUGGAGAUUUUCCCUCUGCUGUUCGGCCAGGCGACAGACAAACAGGAGGUCCACUACUGGGUCGACGACGGCUGCCGUACGGAACGCGACAGCAUCCCGCGUGACUACGCGGGGGCGUACGUACAAGAAGCACAGGCCGAGGCGUUUGCACGGUGCUGUGCGGAUGACGGUUCGUCUUGCACGUCGCCUCAGAAUUGUAUCGCGGAGCAGCCCGGGACACAUUUCGCCGCCGCGGCCGCGUGUCAUGAUCAGGGCAUGCGUUUGUGUACGAGCCACGAGCUCUUAUCCGAGGUGUGCUGCGGUACCGGUGGUUCUUGCGACAGCUACCCUAUCUGGACGAGCAGUGCCGGGGCGACGACGCCGCAGGAGAAGCCUGCGUGGCUCGUGUCCACAAGCACCGUGGAUUUGUUCGACACGGUUGACGCGAUGAUGAAGUUCAGCGAGGCUGACCGGAAGUUGCCUAUUCUGAUCGAUUCCUGGCGAGAAGGUGGGAGAGGGUAUGACGCGAACCAUUCGAUGUAUGCCAAGUCCGAGUACCUUGAGCACCCGGUAUACAUGCCCUUGCCAGAAUGGUGA
Prorocentrum cordatum is the source of this 1440-nucleotide messenger RNA. The record is from the annotation of a GenBank genome assembly. NCBI's taxonomy places the organism in Eukaryota, Dinophyceae, Prorocentrales, Prorocentraceae.